GUUUAAACACAUUAUUAUAGUUGGUGCCGGGACAAGAAACUAAUGGAUGCAUAGUUGAAAAGUAUAAGAUCAGAUAUAUGUCAAAACUCUAAACCGAUUCAAGAAUGAAUUAUGUGAUUGGCUCCUUACAAUUCCUUAAAAUUGCAGUCUUAUGAUUAUAUUUGGAGCUGAAAACAUAUAAAAUUACAUUUAAAAAAAUAAUAGAAUUCUUUUCAGAAGUGCUAUCCAUGCAUCACAUUCCGUUGUUGGACUGUUAAAAUGGAAUCUUACAAGAUAGAUAGACAGAUAGAUAAACAGAGGAUACGACUGCUCAGUGUGGUUAUAGUGGCGCAGUUAAAGUUGAGCCUUUUAAAGUAUCAGUACACACCAGUGCAGUUCACACACAAGCAACUUACAACAAUCUUGCUUAAAGAGACUGAAAAUGUGCAAGACAACCAGCAAAGGAAGUGAUUCUGUGAGGAAUAAAACAUACAAAAAAGUGACAGCAUAUUUGGUGCUGCAGUGCAUUCUCCUGCUGGAGGCCAUUAUAUUGCUGAGUAUUGAGCACAAAACUAAGGCUGACAUAUAUGAGAACGGAGAGGAAAACUUUGCAAACCAAAAGAAUACUUUACGUGAGGAAAUCGAAAACUUGGAAACAAAAAAUGAUGGAUUACAGCAAGAAAACAACAAUGCAAAUAAGCAAAAACAACAGUUAAAAGAAGAGGAAAAAGCACUGUUGAAACAUCUUCAUGGAAUGGAUGGAUGGAUGUGCUAUCAAUCAGUUUUUUACUACAUGUCCACUGAGACGAAGAACUGGACUGAGAGUAAAACAGACUGUGAACAAAGAGGAGCAAGUUUGAUGAUUAUAAACAGCAAAGAGGAACAUAAGUUUUUUAAAUCUGAUGCUAAUAUCUGGAUUGGUCUGACUGACAAAAAUGAAGACAGGAAAUGGAAAUGGGUUGAUGGCAGCGAGCUGGCCACUGGUUUCAGCUCCUGGGGGCCUGGAGAACCAAAUGGACUUCAAGGAGAGAGCUGUGCUGCAUCAUUUUCAGCAGAAUUGUAUGAUUUUUCAUGCAGCGAGACUUUUAAUUGGAUUUGCGAGAGAAAAUAAUCCGAAAAGCUUUCAUUUGUGAGCUAAAAGUAGUAAGAUGGUAAAAAAAGAUGUAUUUUGCUAGAAAUAUAUGCAUACAUAUACAGUUGAAGUCAGAAUUUUAAGGCCCCCUAUGAAUUUUUUUCUUUUAUUAAUAUUU
Messenger RNA from Danio rerio (zebrafish), 1229 nucleotides. NCBI's taxonomy places the organism in Eukaryota, Metazoa, Chordata, Actinopteri, Cypriniformes, Danionidae. The record is from RefSeq and is a predicted model, not a curated record.